AUGGCGUUGGGAUGUCGAGUUGUGACCGUCGGCGUGCUGUUGCUUGCGGUAGUGUGUGGGACGGUCGUGAGUGAACCGGAACCGGGCCCUUCGGCAGGACCAUCGGCGGGACCUACCAAGCUGGAUGACUACGUGCUUAACACGCAGUCCGAGUGCUACAAGUCGAAGCGCAUACUGUCCUGCUUCAAGUACCGGUUCUCGAGGUAUCUCUGGUCGUUUGCGACAGGUCGGAUGAGCUGGUUCGCUACCGAGAACAGUGCCGUCGAUAGUACGAGCGGGUUGAAGUUGGUGCGACUGAACGAACCCAAGGAGGACGACGUGUUCCCUGAAGCGCGGCAAAUGAGUCCCUACGACAGCGAGCUGGUGAAGGGGGCCAAGUUCCUGCAGCGUUCUCUCAACACCUUCAUCGCUAGCCACGGGGUGCAGGUUGGGAUGGGUGCUGAGAGUGGCGCCCGAUUCCUCGCGGACGAUGACUUCGAGGCUCGCGGCAAGAAGCAGAAGCAGCGCAAAUGGAGCCUUAUCCUGCCGCUGGCGGUGAUGCUGAAGCUGGUUCACCUGAAGCUGCUCCUCAAGCCGAUCCUGCUCGGAGUUGGCCUCAUCCAGCUGCUGCUGAUCGCCGGCGGUCUGCUGAUAUUCCACUUCUUCCGCAAUACCAACAUCUGCAAGAUCCAACCACACGUCAUCCACGCACACUCGCACAUCGCGAGCGAGUCCGCGCCGGAACUGUCCUAUGCAGCCUACGGCGCCUAUCCGUCGUACUCCGCUUCACCGUACAAUGCCUACAACAAGGAUUGGGCCAGCAAUCGGGCGUACAGCGGCUACAGCUUCCUCGAUGCCAUUGAUAAUCAUAAAAUCUAG
Messenger RNA from Anopheles coustani, 858 nucleotides. RefSeq lists its product as uncharacterized. NCBI's taxonomy places the organism in Eukaryota, Metazoa, Arthropoda, Insecta, Diptera, Culicidae. Bases 1 to 858 code for a protein of 285 amino acids. The record is from RefSeq and is a predicted model, not a curated record. The transcript has 3 exons.